UCUCAAAGUCUAACCUAUCGACGCUUUGAUCAAGGAAACAGGGUUGAGAUAUUCUGGUGUAAAAAAGGAGAGACUGAAGAGGCUGGCAGCAUCAUGGAUCAAGGAGCACCACCUCGGAAGAAUCGAAGUUUCAAAGAGGAAACGAAAUCUCAGAACUGGUUCCAAAGACAGUUCUCUAGGCAAAUGAGUCGGGAUGAUCAUCCAAACAAUAUAAUAGAGCAUACAGCCGCAGUGGCAGCAGUUGCAUUGGCCAUCAAAAGACUUGAAGAAAUAGGCAUCCCAGAUCAGAAAGAGUUGAGGGAACACCCUGAAACCUCUUCGAUCACAAGCAAAAGCAAAGAGGAGGAUAAACCAAGCUUGGCCCCUGAAUUUGGUAGGGUAUCCAAGCGAUUGCCAGGUGAAACUUCAAUCAAAGUAUCAGAAGGCCAAGAUAGCAAGAUUCAAAUAACUGCUGCAACGACUGAAAAGAUUCCCGAAAAGCACAUUCGGCCUGCCCCUUCAAUUAAAAAGGCUCCAACUUUUGCCGAGCACUUGAACAGCACUGUCAUCAUACAACCUGAAACUGCAGCACCAGAACCUGAACUGCCUGCCACCAUUAAACCAGCAAUGCCACCAAAUGAAAUCCAAAGAAAGAGUUCAACAAUACCUUUAAUCCCACCAACUGACGCCCAAGAGCAGAGUACAAUGGGAUCUUUAAGGGAUGAAACAAAAGCAGACGAUUGGGAAAAGGCUGAGUUUGAUAAGAUAAAAAACCGGUAUGAGAAGCUAGAAUCCACAAUAGCUUCCUGGGAGAAAAAGAAGAAGGCAAAAGCCAGAAGCCGACUAGAAAGGACAGAGAGUGAAGUGGCAAGAAAAAGGGAAAGAGCUCUAAAAGAAUACGGUAACAACAUCAAAUACAUUGAUCAGUCUGCAGGAGCAGCAAAAGUGAAGGCAGAGGAAAGGCAAAGGAAUGCAGAGUUAAAAGCAAAAGAGAAGGCAAACCGAAUUAGAACUACUGGGAAAGAUCCUAAUACAGGUUUAUGCUGCUGAAAAUAAAGAAUCCCAAUUCAUAUGUUUUUUACAGACAAAAUGAAAUCUUAGAAGUUCUGCAAGCUGUAAACGUUCUCUCAGGCCAAUGGAAACUUCUUUAUAUGAUUUGCCGUUCAAUAUCAAAGAGAAUUUGCCUUUAAGAGCUAAAAGUAAGAGAUUCAAUAAUUACAUUGA
Messenger RNA from Carya illinoinensis, 1203 nucleotides. Its product is annotated as remorin 1.4-like. The transcript is spliced from 6 exons. NCBI's taxonomy places the organism in Eukaryota, Viridiplantae, Streptophyta, Magnoliopsida, Fagales, Juglandaceae. Bases 94 to 1029 code for a protein of 311 amino acids. The record is from RefSeq and is a predicted model, not a curated record.